Molecule: messenger RNA, 1060 nt
Organism: Penaeus monodon (black tiger shrimp)
Lineage: Eukaryota; Metazoa; Arthropoda; Malacostraca; Decapoda; Penaeidae
Exons: 7
Coding region: 119-1060 (313 amino acids)
Molecular function (GO): protein binding
Source: RefSeq, a predicted model, not a curated record
AGAAGGCCUAGGAUUUGCGGACUUAGAUGACUUAGUGAAGACACCAAGGAAUCUCACUUUCACUAUUGAUCUCUUCAAGGUGGAAUCUCCCAAUUCAUAUCAGAAAGAGUUUUGGGCCAUGAAUGACAGUGAGCGAAUAAGCAGUAUCCCGUCCCUGAGAGAGGAGGGCAACACACGUUACAAGGAGGGUAACUACAAAGAAGCAAGUACGAAAUAUUCUGAAGCCCUCGGCAGAUUAGAGCAGCUCAUGUUAAGAGAAAAACCAAAUGAUGAGGAGUGGAACAAGCUGAAUGAAAUGAAAAUGCCACUACUCUUAAACUAUGCGCAGUGCCAGUUGCUACAGGGAGAAUAUUAUACUGUCAUUGAACACUGUACUACUGUGCUGGACAAGGACCCUGGAAGCUUCUCUGCACCGCGCAAGGAAUGGGUUACAAGUGACAAUGCGCGUAUAUGUUUGUUUGUACGUGAGUUUGUGUUGCUGGGAGGAGGCCUGAGUCAGAGCGAGGAGGAGAUGGCACUCAGUACCAUGAAGCCGGGCGGGAAAGCUGUUCUAGUGCCACUGUCGUUGGCACUGUUGGUUGUGAGGGCGGACAUAGAUAUUAACAACUUCAUUACCAGCCUGAAUCAUCUCCGCACGACCAUGGAAGAGUACGUUGGAUGCGACCAGAGGAUGGAGAAACUGUGGGAGGACAUCAUGACUCGUAACAAGAUGUUUAAUCACCUUAAUGAAAGGCUGCUCAGUAAGAUGGACCAGCUAGCCAAGAUUAGGGAGAGGGAUGAAAUCCAGAGCGAAUGCAAGCCUCCCUUUCAAGUAUUCAGGGGAUACUGCCUCCUGCUCAACACAGUAAGCUCGUUAGAUUGGGCACAGGCAAGGUUCGUUUGCUGGGUCAAGGGCGGUGACCUCGCCUAUCCCUGGAGCCUUCAGGACCUCAAGGAUUUCCUUCCCAAAACAGAAUCCACCACCCUCGGCUCCCGAGAAACGCCAAAUAAGCCAGUCGCCGGAAUCGCGACCCAUGCUAGGAACUUGGCCAUAGGAUCUGGGUUAACUGCAUGCUGUUAG